This is a messenger RNA of Microthlaspi erraticum, 729 nucleotides long. NCBI's taxonomy places the organism in Eukaryota, Viridiplantae, Streptophyta, Magnoliopsida, Brassicales, Brassicaceae. The record is from the annotation of a GenBank genome assembly.
AUGGCAUACUUCGAGUUCUUAGAGGUCGAGAAAGACCAUCAAGAAGCUGGUAAUGAUCCUACAAAGAAGCCUGCGGUGGUUGAUCUUGUGGAUGUUAAAAUUGGCAAUGAUUAUGAACUUGUUGUCACAACGUUUUGUGGUUUGUAUAGGUACCGUUUGGGGGAUGUUUUACGAGUGACUGGUUUCUACAACAAGUCGCCACAAUUUCGAUUCGUGGGAAGACAGAAAGUGAUUCUGAGCAUCGACGCGGACAAGACCUACGAAGAAGACCUCCUCAAGGCAGUGGCAAACGGAAAGCUCUUACUCGAGCCACAUAACCUAAUGCUCGUAGAUUUCACUAGCCGUCCGGAUUACUCCUCGGUUCCAGGACACUACGUGCUCUAUUGGGAACUCGGGAGAAAAGUCAAGGACGCAAAGCUCGAGCCCGACCCCGAUGUUAUGGAAGAAUGCUGCUUCGCCGUUGAGGAGUCUCUCGACUCUGUGUACAGAAGAUUUAGGAAAAACGACAAGAGCGUUGGACCGCUUGAGAUUAAGGUUGUUAGGCCUGGCGCUUUCGACGAGCUCAUGAAUUUCUUCGUGGAUCGAGGCUCUUCCGUGAGUCAGUACAAGACGCCAAGGUCGGUGACUAAUGAAGAAGCUUUGAAGAUAUUGGAUGCGGCGGUUGUUUCCAACUUUUUUAGCCAGAAAAUUCCGUCGUGGGAGCUAAAGGAGCUGCAUUCCACCAUAUAA